UGGAGUUUCGGUUCUUGCUGUUUUAACGCGGGCUGCCGCUGGUGAUGCAGGAAGCGUUGGGGGUUUUCCAGUAGAAGUGAAAUCCGGCCGGAUCAACCCGCCUUUUAAAACUGGCCCCAGACUUGGAGGGAUCACUGGCAGACACGCGGCGAGCCAGACAGAGACAGAGACACACGGAGAGAGAGAGAGAGAGAGACGCCGUCUAUACGGAAGGAGGGGGCCGCCGGUGAACAAUGUAUUUCAAGGUGGAAUGGGUUGUAUGUCUCGUGUUGCUCUUGAAGGUCGAUCUAUCCAAUGGAGCCAGGAAACAAUGUGCUGAGCCCUCUGACAAGGAGCUGUCCAGGAAGUUGAACCAUUGGGUGCCUGCCUCUGCAGUGACCAGUGCAAGAAAUCUAAGGCCUGGGAGAGAAUUCAAUGAAUCUCACAUGCACACGUCACAGAUCGGGGAAAGGAGCACUUCCCCUUGGUCUUACAGAAUAAAUGAAGAUGAGGCGCGAUAUCCAAGGAAGCUAAUGGAAGCCUACUGCCUACACAAGGGUUGCCUCGGGCCUGAUGGGCGCAUUGAUGACACUGUAAUGAGUGUGCCAUAUCACACAAAAGUUUUGGUGCUGAGGAGGACCUCGAAGUGCAAACACAAGACCUAUAUCUACAAAUGGGCCGAGGAAGAAAUCCCAGUGUUCUGUGUCUGUGUUAUGCCAUAGUAGUUAAGGCUCAAAAGAAACAGCUGAGAUCCCAGUAACAAGAAUGUAGCUGUCAUUGUAAGAUUCACAGAAAAGUAUUUCUGUCGGCCAGUAAUAAAAAUGCAGAAUAUUUUGAUUA
Messenger RNA from Carcharodon carcharias (great white shark), 819 nucleotides. Its product is annotated as interleukin-17D-like. Gene Ontology annotation, biological process: inflammatory response. NCBI's taxonomy places the organism in Eukaryota, Metazoa, Chordata, Chondrichthyes, Lamniformes, Lamnidae. Gene Ontology annotation, molecular function: cytokine activity. Gene Ontology annotation, cellular component: extracellular region. Bases 234 to 701 code for a protein of 155 amino acids. The record is from RefSeq and is a predicted model, not a curated record. The transcript has 3 exons.